CAGAUCACAUGCUUGUCACCCAAGCCCCCUCGCCCGCAAGGAGGUCCAGGAAAGCCCCUUGCAGAUGUAAAGUGAGAGCUUGUGAUGCUAACACAGUUUUCAAUACACCAUAUUCUCGAGUGGCCGUUCCGCUGCCAGAGCAGCCAAGUGUGGCCUGAGUGUAGCUGAGAAUCAGGCCUGUGAUUGUUAAGCUCUCAGAGGCCUGGUCACCUGGGUCCCGUCACCCAGCUCAGCACAGGUGGGUGAUACAGGAACGUCUCCCUGCCAGGACUGUACAGAACAUCCCCUCUUGUGCUGCAGAUAUAGACGAGUGUCAGGGCCCGAACCCGGCAGACUGUGGACCCCACGCAAACUGCACCAAUGUGCCUGGGAGUUACUCCUGCACCUGCAUCCCUGGCUACGAGCCCAGCUCUGGGAAAGCCAAUUUCACACACGCGAGUGAGAACACCUGCCAGGACAUUGACGAGUGCCAGCGAAACGCCAGAAUCUGUGAGCCCCACGGGAACUGCAUCAACAUGCCAGGGAGUUACAUGUGUAAAUGCAGUGAGGGAUUUGGGAAGAGUCAAAAGGAUCCGUCUCAGAUCUGCACAGACAUCGACGAGUGCCGCAAGACCCCAGGUAUCUGCGGCCCUAAGGCCAGGUGUAUCAACACCUACGGAAGCUACUGGUGUGAGUGCCGGGCCGGCUACGUCCCCUCCAACAGGAACUCAACCCUGUGCCAAGACAUCGACGAGUGCCGCAAGACCCCAGGUAUCUGCGGCCCUAAGGCCACGUGUAUCAACACCUACGGAAGCUACUGGUGUAAGUGCCGGGCCGGCUACGUCCCCUCCGACGGGAACACGACCCUUUGCCAAGUCCCCAGCAUUAACCCCAGCGCUGAGUUCGAGGGAAUCAAAGCGACGUGCAGGAAUUUCUCUCUGCCGAACGUGACUCUCCGUUUCAACGCCCUCCUGAACAGCACCUCCUUCUGGGAUGGCGGAGACAAGGGUGAGGUUGUGUCGGCUUUAACAUUCCUCCUGCAGAGCGUGGAACAGUCUGUAUUGGCCACUGCGCUCCAGUCUCCCAAGAACACAACACAGAACAUGACGACAGAGUCUAUGGCUGUCCAGACGCGGCUCGUCACAGGGAACUGCAGCCGGGACAGUGAGGUCAUCACGCUGAGAGCUCACGAGGAGACGAUGGUCGUGCACUGUGAUACAGUCACCAGGGCAGCCACACGAGCAGGUUUGGGGGCUGCUGCUUUUAUUUCCUACUCCUACAACCUGGACUCCAUCAUCAAUGUGACACUUCCCAGCGAGGGAAAUCUACCGGCUGGUGGGAAGCUGGGGAAGAGUUAUCUCAACUCCAGGGUGGUGAGUGGGGCCAUCGGAGACGGGAGACCCAUUAACCUCUCCAGACCCGCACACUUCACCCUGCGCCACAGACAGGCCAAAAAAGAGGAGGAAGAGGCUCACUGCGUCUACUGGAAAGUAGAGGCCGAGAGCGGCAGCUGGUCUCCGGACGGCUGCACCGCCGUGAACAGGACCAGCACUCACACCACCUGCAGAUGUGACCAUCUGUCCAGUUUCUCCAUUUUAAUGGCUCUCACCACAGUGACGGAGAGUUACCCACUGACCAUCAUCACCUACGUGGGACUGACCCUCUCCCUGCUGUGCCUCUUCCUCGCCAUCCUCACCUUCCUCCUGUGCCGCUCCAUCCGCAACGUCAGCACCUCCCUCCACCUGCAGCUCUGCCUCUGCCUCUUCCUGGCCGACCUGCUCUUCCUCAUCCCGGUGACACGCACCGGCAGUCCGGUGGCGUGUGCUGUCAUUGCUGGGCUCCUACACUACCUCUUCCUAGCCUGCUUCAGCUGGAUGUUGCUGGAGGGGCUGCACCUCUUCCUCACCAUCAGGAACCUGAAGGUCCUGAAUUACACCAGCGCCAGCCGGUUCAAGAAGAGAUUCAUGUACCCGUUCGGCUACGGCUUCCCAGCUCUGGUGGUGGCUAUUUCUGCAGCGGUGAAUCCUGAUGGCUACAGAACGUCCGAACAGAAAUAUUUCCUACUGUUCCAACAGAUAAAUAUAACGUUUUUUACCCUGACCCUGUGGAUCCUGAGAAACAGUCUCUCCUCCCUCAAUGCAGAUGUGUCCACCCUCAGAGACCACAGGUUACUGACCUUUAAAGCCAUCGCCCAGCUCUUCAUUCUGGGCUGCACAUGGAGCCUUGGUCUCCUCCAAGUCGGCGCAGCAGCCACGGUCAUGGCGUAUUUAUUCACCAUCGUCAACAGCCUGCAGGGAGCCUUCAUCUUCCUGGUGCACUGUCUCCUCAAUCGCCAGGUGAGAGAGGAGUACAAGAGAUGGAUCAAGGGAUUCCGAACGUUCAGCAUAAAAUCUCAGACAUACGAUCUAUCCAUGUCUGCUGUCCCCACCACCAGCACCAAGACGGAGUAACCCUUCUGCCAGGCGGAGUCGGCAGCCACCAGGGCCGGGUUCAAUACCUAGCGAUUCCAAUACAAAACCGAACCUGCUGGAGCCCCUGUGACGUUGCACUUCA
Messenger RNA from Chrysemys picta bellii (western painted turtle), 2532 nucleotides. The record is from RefSeq and is a predicted model, not a curated record. NCBI's taxonomy places the organism in Eukaryota, Metazoa, Chordata, Testudines, Emydidae.